Molecule: messenger RNA, 665 nt
Organism: Anguilla rostrata (American eel)
Lineage: Eukaryota; Metazoa; Chordata; Actinopteri; Anguilliformes; Anguillidae
Product: ankyrin repeat and EF-hand domain-containing protein 1-like
Exons: 2
Coding region: 252-665 (137 amino acids)
Molecular function (GO): protein binding
Source: RefSeq, a predicted model, not a curated record
GCAUCACCGCAUUUGCACUAAAUUAAAAUAAAGAUUCAAAGUAUCACUGUGUCUUGAGUCAAGACUGCCCUCUGGAACAUCUGUGCUGUUGCUAAGGGGACAGAAUAUCCAUAACAAAAUGUAUCCGAAGCAUUUGCAUUUAUCAAACCAUCCCGUCACAGACAAAACGGUUGAUUUUUCACCGGCUUCUACCGUCAAAAGAAGAAAAAAGCUUGCAAAUGUAAUUAAUCUCAAACAAGUGACCGGUCAGCAUGAAGGGACUGGUGGCGGAGGGGCGCCUGGAGCUGAUGCAGGUGUACAAGCUGCUUCAGUGCGUGCGCAACCGGGACAAGGCCCAAAUUGAGAAGAUGGCCCGACUGGGGGUCCCCAACCUGAUCAACCUCUCUGAACCCCAGGAAGGCCUCAGCUCCCUGCACCAGGCAGCCGAGGCUAACGACGGCAACAUGAUCAACUUCCUGCUCGCUCAAGGGGCCCUGCCUGACCUGCAGGACAAGGCGGGGUGCACCCCGGCGAUGCGGGCCGCCAAGCUGGGUCACUACGGCAUCAUCGAGCUGCUCGGCAGCAAAGGGGCCGACAUGAAAGCGGUGGACCUGGAGGGGAGAGGUACCGUCACAGUUCGGGUCCUGCAGUGCGUUCACAUGCUCAACAAGGUGUUGACCAGAUAG